Molecule: messenger RNA, 1356 nt
Organism: Pediculus humanus corporis (human body louse)
Lineage: Eukaryota; Metazoa; Arthropoda; Insecta; Psocodea; Pediculidae
Product: leucine-rich repeat-containing protein 8B, putative
Exons: 3
Coding region: 1-1356 (451 amino acids)
Molecular function (GO): protein binding
Source: RefSeq, a predicted model, not a curated record
AUGCAUAAUGCAACACUAAAUGCAAAAAUGCAUAACAUAACACUUACUCAAUUGACUGAUUCUUAUUUGAAAACAUUUAACAAGGAUUUGGCUUUAUUAAAAAUAUCUAAUUGUCAAUUUGAUAAAAUUGAAAAAGAUGCAUUUGAUCAUUUGAAACAUUUAAAUCUUUUAGAUUUGUCCAAUAAUAAAAUCAAAGAGAAAAUUCAUCCUCAAACGUUUACAAAAUUACCAAGUUUAGAAAUUUUAAUACUGAAGAAUGUUGGCAUCCAUGAUUUGGAAUUGAAUUUAUCAAAUGUUGAAGAAUUGAUAUUGUCAGAAAAUGAUAUAGAAGAUGUGAAAGAAAAUUCUAUACAGGGUCAUAAUGUUAAUUAUUUAGAUCUCAGUCAUAAUAAAAUAAAAGAAAUGAAUAAUUCGUUAAAAACAAUGUACAAAUUAUCAAUGAUUGAUUUAUCCAAAAACAAUAUAGAACAUGUUGGAAAAAAUGUUUUUGAAGAUAAUCAUAAUUUGUUGAGAAUUUUAGCUCCUGGUAACAAAUUAACAUCAACAGAGGGUUUCAAAUUACCAAAACUUAAAAGUCUGGAUUUGUUUGGAAAUAAAUUAAUUUCAUUAAAAUCAAAUUCAUUUGAUAAAAUGUUCUUUUUAGAAGAAUUAGGUUUAGCUGCUAAUCAAAUCCAACGGAUCGAAGAUCCAUUUUCGGAUUUGUACGAAUUGAAAUUUUUAAAUUUGGCAUGGAAUCACAUAGAUGAAAUAAAACCAUCUUUAUUCCGCAACAAUUUAUAUCUCAGUCAUUUAUCUUUGCAAGGCAAUCGAAUUCAAUCUCUCAAACGUUUCGACGCCAUUUUAAAUCAUCUUGUCAAAUUGGAUUUGUCGCAUAACGGUCUCGAAAUUAUCGAUGGCGAAUUUUUCACAUCUACGCCAAAUUUAAACGUUUUGGAUUUGAGUUUCAACAACAUUAAGGUUCUCUCAAAUAGUCUUCAACCUUUAAACAAUUUAAAAAUAAUAGAUCUUGCUUUUAAUAAAAUUAAUUUGACCGGUUUUGAAUUUUAUAAAAAUCAUCAACUCGCUCGCGUUAAUUUGUCAUACAACGGUUUGGAAGCAAGUUUGAAAAAUUUUAAAAAUAACGUUUUUCUAACGGAUUUGGAUUUGAGCAACAAUGCAAUUUCAAAUUUUUGCAAUUCGAAUGAGAAAAAAUUUGAGUCGUUAUGCGUUGUGGAUUUAAGAAAUAAUCCAUUGAUUUGUGGAAAGGAUUUGGAUGAAUUAGUGGUCGGAUUAGCCAUAAAAAAAAUUUCGCCAUUUAAAAUAAAUCAAAUCCAAUCGGAUAUUUCUCGUGAUCAGUGCAAGACAACAGGAACUUGA